CUUAACAACAACAACAACAAUAAGAGGAGGCACCGCGUGUUAACAAGCAAUUUUCAGACUUUCUAUAUAUAAUACGACAAACAUAAGCCAUAAACAAUACUGAGAAUUAGUUUAAAGCACAUGAGGUUUUAUUGUAUCAUAAUAGAGAGAGAGGUGACGUGAGUGACACCAAGAUGAACAUUCGUUGUGCUAAGCCAGAAGACCUCAUGCACAUGCAACACUGCAAUUUGCUUUGUUUGCCAGAGAAUUACCAAAUGAAGUACUACCUUUACCAUGGCCUCUCGUGGCCACAGUUGUCAUAUGUAGCCGAAGAUGAUGAAGGACAGAUUGUUGGCUAUGUACUUGCUAAAAUGGAGGAAGAGAGUGAGGAGGAUCCCCAUGGACAUAUCACAUCAUUAGCUGUUCGGAGGAGCCACAGACGACUAGGACUUGCUCAGAAACUUAUGGACCAGACAGCUAGAGCAAUGGUGGAGUGCUUUAAUGCCAAAUACGUCUCUCUCCAUGUUCGGAAAUCGAACCGAGCUGCUCUGAACCUGUAUACUAAUACACUGAAGUUCACGUAAGGUUUAAAUUUUUCG
Messenger RNA from Cherax quadricarinatus, 578 nucleotides. The record is from RefSeq and is a predicted model, not a curated record. Lineage: Eukaryota; Metazoa; Arthropoda; Malacostraca; Decapoda; Parastacidae.